UACCCACCAACCCGCUUAAUUUUUUUUCCCAUUUUUCUUUGGUUUAAUUAUUUUAUGGAUAUUGUAAAUAAGAUAAAACAGAGGCGUAUAUAUAAAAGGCAGCCCUUUUAUUACGAGCAAGAGCUGCUCUUUUGGGCUCUCAGAUUUACUGGUUCUUAGGAUAACAGAGGACGAAGAGGAACAACACCCAUAUCGGCAUUUUCUGUUGAGAAGAUGAGAGGAGGGGGUUUGUGGCAACUUGGGCAAUCAAUAACCCGGCGUCUUGCACAGGCUGAUAAGAAGACUGUAGCUCGCCGAUACUUUUCUGCAGAAGCAGAGCUAAAGAAGACGGUUCUUCAUGACUUCCAUGUCGCACAUGGCGGGAAGAUGGUUCCAUUUGCUGGAUGGAGCAUGCCCAUCCAAUACAAGGACUCAAUCAUGGACUCUACUCUGAAUUGUAGGCAGCAUGGUGGACUUUUUGAUGUCUCCCAUAUGUGUGGGUUGAGCCUCAAGGGGAAGGAUUGUGUAACUUUCCUUGAAAAGCUUGUCAUUGCUGAUGUAGCUGGGCUUGCCCAUGGAACUGGGACACUAACUGUCUUUACAAAUGAGAAGGGAGGAGCAAUUGAUGAUUCAGUGAUCACCAAGGUCAAGGAUGAUCACAUAUACCUGGUCGUCAAUGCAGGGUGUAGGGAUAAGGAUCUGGCUCACAUUGAGGAGCAUAUGAAGGCAUUCAAGGCCAAAGGUGGGGAUGUCUCAUGGCACAUCCAUGAUGAGAGAUCUCUUCUAGCUCUCCAGGGUCCUCUGGCUGCCCCAACUCUUCAGCACCUGACGAAAGAUGACUUGAGCAAGGUGUACUUUGGGGACUUCCGUAUAUUGGACAUCAAUGGAGCACACUGCUUUCUAACUAGGACAGGGUACACCGGAGAAGAUGGUUUUGAAAUCUCAGUUCCUUCUGAGCAUGGGGUGGAUCUUGCCAAAGCAAUCUUGGAGAAAUCUGAAGGGAAGGUAAGGUUGACAGGUCUGGGUGCCAGAGACAGUCUGCGACUUGAAGCCGGGCUCUGUUUAUACGGUAACGACAUGGAACAACAUGUAACUCCUGUUGAGGCAGGACUCACAUGGGCCAUAGGAAAGAGAAGAAGGGCCGAAGGUGGUUUCCUAGGUGCUGAAGUGAUACUCAAGCAACUUGCAGACGGUCCGCCGGUGAGACGUGCCGGGUUUUUCUCCUCCGGACCGCCUCCCAGAAGCCACUGUGAAAUUCAGGAUGAUAAAGGAAAGGGCAUUGGGGAAGUGACCAGUGGGGGAUUUAGUCCCUGCCUAAAGAAGAACAUAGCAAUGGGGUAUGUGAAAUCUGGAUCACACAAGGCCGGCACCAAAGUUAAGAUUGUGAUUCGAGGAAAGACCUACGAUGGGGUUGUCACGAAAAUGCCUUUUGUACCAACAAAAUACUACAAGCCAACCUAAUUAACUCCAGAAAUUUCUAAUUUGUUCAUCUUGUGACAUGUUUUUGCUAAACUUUGACUGCUGGUCGAUUUUAAUUUCCACUUUCUAUUUGCAAGAAGUCCGAGUUGAAAUGUAAUACUAUAUGUUUUUUUCAUUGCUUUAUGAAAUUUCGUAGUUA
Molecule: messenger RNA, 1597 nt
Organism: Corylus avellana
Lineage: Eukaryota; Viridiplantae; Streptophyta; Magnoliopsida; Fagales; Betulaceae
Product: Glycine cleavage T-protein family
Biological process (GO): glycine catabolic process
Cellular component (GO): mitochondrion; glycine cleavage complex
Molecular function (GO): aminomethyltransferase activity; protein binding
Source: RefSeq, a predicted model, not a curated record